UCUUUUGCGCGAGGUUCCCCCAACAUCUCCUACUUCUGAACGCCAGCGCGCCAUUGGACAGAUCAACAACUGUCCAAACAUCGAAGAGACCAACUGUUGACUUAUGGUCAACAUCCGUACUGCUGUUCACGAUCUUACCUACAAACAUCAUUCCCUGAUUAUCGCUCUCCUUGUAAAAUGGACUAACAAGCUCUAGGGCGGGAGAGUCGUACUUCAGCCAGAAGGCAACGGAAGACUACUCUUUUUCCACAUUCCACCUCUAUAAUAAAGAAACAGAAAACAGGAGGCAAAAGCGGAAGCAGUAGUACAAGCAGAGGAAGAAAAUACGAAGAAAAAAAGAGGAAGGGGGAUUCCGAAACGUCAAAUAAUGGCGUCACCAUCGUCUCCAACGGCAUCGUGUAGCUCUUCGUAUACGUCAUCAUUUCCGUCCUCCAAGUUCUCGUCUCUCCCCGUGAUGGCGCUCAGGGAGAGAAUCGUCGAGAAAAUACUCAAGAAUCGCGUCACUCUCAUCGUCGGCGAAACCGGCUGCGGGAAGAGCUCCCAAGUUCCACAAUUCCUGUUGGAGGAAAAUGUCGCUCCUGUUUUGUGCACACAGCCAAGGAGAUUUGCUGUUGUAGCAGUUGCCAAAAUGGUUGCACUAGCUCGAAAUUCUGAACUGGGUGACGAGGUUGGAUACCAUAUAGGUCAUUCAAAGGUUCUGUCAUCUAGAUCAAAGAUUGCUUUCAAAACUGCUGGAGUUUUGUUGGAUGAAUUGCGAGAUAAGGGGUUCCAUGCACUUAAUUACAAGGUUGUUAUUCUUGAUGAAGUGCAUGAAAGAUCUAUUGAGUCCGAUCUUGUUCUUGUUUGCGUGAAGCAAUUUCUGCUGAAGAACAAAAACCUGAGGGUGGUGUUGAUGUCUGCAACUGCUGAUAUUGGAAGAUACAGGGAUUACUUCAAGGACCUUGGUAGAGGCGAAAGAGUUGAGGUGCUGGGAAUUCCGAGCUCAAACCGGAAACAUGUUUUCCAGCGACAGGUUUCAUAUCUUGAACAGGUGACUGAGUUACUUGGAGUCAGUUCAGAGUUAAUAAGUUCAAGAUAUUGUUCUGGCCCUUGCCCUUCCAUGGCAGAUGCUGAAAUUAAGCCUGAAGUGCAUAAACUUAUCCAUGAAUUAGUGUUGUACAUCCAUGAAAAUGAGCCAGAUAUUGAAAAGAGCAUUUUGGUUUUUCUUCCAACAUACUAUGCCCUUGAGCAGCAAUGGUACCUUCUGCAGCCAUUCAGUUCAUCCUUUAAGGUUCACAUUUUACAUCGUAGUGUUGACACUGAACAAGCUCUUAUGGCUAUGAAAAUCUGGAAAUCACAUCGUAAGGUAAUACUGGCCACAAAUAUUGCAGAAUCAUCUGUGACAAUACCCAAAGUGGCAUUUGUUAUUGAUUCAUGCCGGUCUUUAGAAGUCUUUUGGGAUGCUGCUCGAAGAAAGGAUUCAACACAGCUUGUUUGGGUUUCUAACUCUCAGGCUGAGCAGCGGAGAGGUAGAACUGGUCGUACUUGUGAUGGCCAUGUAUACCGGUUGGUUACACAAUCAUUUUUUAGCAACCUUGAGGAGUAUGAGCGUCCAGCUAUAUUGAAGUUGUCUUUGAGGCAGCAAGUGCUUCAGAUUUGCUGUGCUGAAUCCAGAGUUAUUAAUGAUCCCAAAGCUUUGUUGCAGAAGGCUCUGGACCCUCCUGAUCCAGAAGUUGUGGAAGAUGCAUUGAAUUUGCUAGUUCAUGUGAAAGCACUAGAAAAAAAAUCACCAAGGGGCCGUUAUGAGCCCACAUUUUAUGGACGGCUGCUUGCCAGUUUCUCACUGUCCUUUGAUGCAUCUGUGUUUGUUGUCAAGUUUGGGAAAGUCGGGAUGUUGCGUGAAGGCAUUCUUCUGGGUAUAUUGAUGGAUACUCAACCUCUACCUAUUCUUCAUCCAUUUGGGGGGGAGCAUUUGUUUACAGAGUACAUAAACUGCUAUUUUUGUGGAGAUAGUGACAACAUUGUCCUAACUGGUCGAAAGGAGGUUGUAUUCUUGGGAAACUUAUGUGCGUUUCAGUUUUGGCAACGUGUUUUUAAGGAUAAGCACCGUCUUGAACAUUUGAAACAACUGCUGAAGUUUGAUGAAAUGAAAGCUGCAACAUUAUUGCUGCCCAAGCUUGAGGAAGAAUGGUGCUCUUUCCAUCAUCUUGUGCAGUCAUCACUGCACCAUGUCUCUGAAAUGUAUGAAGACAUACUAAACUCCAUGCACUGUUUCCGGCCUAACUUUCUGCCUGCAUCUGAUGGCAUACCAACCUACUAUUCUCCUUAUGAAUUUGGACACACUUGCCUUCUUCAAUUUCAGCCACAGGGAGAAACCAAUGCACUUUCUUCGAGUGACGAACAGCUUGAGCAAUCUUUUGAAACAAGGAAAUGUGUUGCUGUGCCAUUUGUUGCUUCUGAUCACUUCCAUACCAAUGAUGUGGCUAAAACUUUGGCAAAUGCUAUCAAGGAGAUAAGAGUUCAAUAUGCGGGAGACAUUUCUGGUAAUCACCAGGCAAUUAUUGAUGACUACGAUUCUCAUGUCAAUGGGGGGACUCCUCUGUGUGUUUAUUUUGUGAAUGGACGUUGCAACAGGGGUAGUCUCUGCAGAUUUUCUCAUUCACUCCAAGCAAAAAAACCAGCUUGCAAAUUCUUUUUCUCUCUGCAGGGUUGUAAGAAUGGACAUUUGUGUUCCUUCUCUCAUGAUUCUUAUCAGUCAGUCUCAUCAUAUAGCUCAGAUGUAUGUCUGCCAGAAGAAGAGCAUGCUGAUGCAUCAUCUCUUCUACGAUUAUUACCAACAUCUACCAAUGGAUGCAUCCUUUUGUUGGAUGACACGAAUAUGCAUUUCACAUCAAAUCUUGCUAACCACUGCAAUCCAUCAAGAAUUAUCUCCACUACAUCUCUGACAGAAACAUCCAUGACUGACCCAUCACUGACUGGUGUUAGAAUCCUAUGGGGGCUCCACCAUCCCUACCAGACCAUCAUUUCCUAUACAGGGGAGAACCCAAUUCCAUGGAAUGAAGUCAAGCUUGUGCUGUGGUUUCCUUAUCUGGAUGGGUAUGCUGAAGAUUUGGAUAGGCAGAAAAUUCUUGUACAGAACUUUUUUGAGUAUCUUGCUAUUCGAGUAUUGAGUGAUGCCCUGUUUGAGGUUAAAGUAAUCCUUGCCAUCAACAACAUCAAAUUUUCACAACUACAGGUAUUGUAUUGUUUCAGGUUGAAAAGUUGGCAAGAGAGAGCUUCUUCUUCCUUACUGAGUCAUUUCCAUUUGAUCAAACGAGCUUUGGGGAGUUGUUGGAUACAGUCACACUUAACAAGCCAAUGUUGGCAUCGAGGUCUAUCUCAUAUGUGUUUGACCUGCACCCACCUAGUGAUAUCCAGUUUGGUGACUAUGCUUCUGUGCUUCACAAGCAUCUACAUGACUGGAAAACAUCUUGAACAUUCAUGGUUUCUGCCUGCAGUGAGUUCUAAGGAUUUUGCUCGUAAAUGUCUCUAAUUAUAGUCAUUUAAAAUUGCCAUUCAUCCUAGUACUCAAUAUACAUAUAUAUAUAUAUAUAUAUAUGUUUUAUUUA
Messenger RNA from Theobroma umbraticum, 3587 nucleotides. Its product is annotated as zinc finger (CCCH type) helicase family protein. The record is from RefSeq and is a predicted model, not a curated record. Lineage: Eukaryota; Viridiplantae; Streptophyta; Magnoliopsida; Malvales; Malvaceae. Gene Ontology annotation, molecular function: helicase activity; ATP binding; metal ion binding. Gene Ontology annotation, cellular component: intracellular anatomical structure.